GUUCUGAAAUUUUCGAAGCGUCGCGACGCCCUUCGACGGACGGGGCGACGGCGCAUCCCACCGUCGCAUAUCAGUGAAAAUACAAACAUACAAAAAUACCAAAUCUCGAAAAUCAUAAAUCCAAAGCCCCCGUUCGUCCAAAUAUUCCGCGCAACUGCGAAUCUCAAAGUGUUCGAGUGUGUGUAGUUGGAAAUUUUUUUUUUUUCCCUCCCUCGAUGCGUGCGAACUUUUGACAUUUGAAAACCUGUUUGUCGGAACAUGGCGAGAGGUACGUAAAUUACUUGUUCUGUGAAGUGAACGGCAGUUUUUAAACAUAUGAUAAUUAAAGUAAGGUGAAUGAGAAAGUUGGACAUCGAAUUUAACCCCCUCCCCCACCGGUUUUUACCUCGAGGAUAAUAAUGAGAUGAUUCGGAAGUUUGCUUCGUAGACGCCUGCACGGUUCCGUAUCGAUCCAGCCUUCCACAGAUGCUGCAAUCACGUUUCAGAUCCUGCUGGUCUUGGAUGGCUCCAGUAAUUCAAUCAGUUCAUCACAGAUGCCCACCCUCAUCUUCGUCUAAUGGCCCGUCAAACUCACCAACACCACGGCGGUGCCUUGGCAAAACGACAUUCUAGAACCCGGUCGAAGAGAUAGAAGGCUCAGUCAGCGAAGGGUCGUGGCGACCCGGAAACACCGACUGCCAAAACCUUGGUGCCUGCAGGCGUCUGUCCGGACAACGAUCGAUGAUAAAAGAUGCUCGAUUCGACGAGAGGAUUGCAAAGGGUCCGGUGGUGGUGGCGAGGAGUACUUCUGGGCUCGGUACUCUGGCUGACGACGUUCGCCGAGGGCUGCCCGUCGAUGUGUGUAUGCAAGUGGAAGGGUGGCAAGGAGUGGGUCGAGUGCGCGAAGCGUGGUCUGAUCGGUCUGCCGCAGGGUGCCGGAGAGGGAACGCAGGUACUGGACCUGGCGGAUAACCACCUGGUGAGCCUGCCACCGCAGUGCUUCCAGGCGCUGGGUUUGACCAACCUUCAGAGGCUCUACCUGUCCAGGUCAAAGAUCAGCCACCUGGCCGAGACGGCGUUUAUGGGACUGACGGGACUGGUGGAGCUAGACCUCUCUGGGAACCAGAUCGGUCAGGUACCCUCGGAGACCUUUCCAUCGUACGCGGGCCUCAUGCGGCUCAUCCUGAACGGAAACCCCAUCAGGGAGGUGCGCCGUAAGGCCUUUCACCCCUUGGUCCACCUUACAGUGCUAGAGAUGAGCGAGUGCCGGCUCGAGGCCGUCGAGCAAAACGCCUUCUUUGGACUCGGUGCCCUCGAAUGGCUCAGGCUCGACGGAAACCGGCUAACCCACGUCCCAGAGAUGACGCUUCCACUCGGUGGCAGCCUCCGCGGACUCACCCUGCACAACAACCCCUGGAUGUGCGACUGCAAGCUCAGACCCAUGCAAGCCUGGCUGCAGCAGUCAGCGCCAGCCGCUCCACAGGAGGCUGAACCCACUUGCGAGGCCCCAACUAGGUUACAUGGGAAGCAGAUCAAGACCGUCAAGGUCAACGACCUAGCAUGCCUGCCGAAAGUCAAUGUCAAGGAACAGGUCGAGGUGUACGAGGGUGCUAAUCUCACCUUGCGCUGCGACGUUCACGCUGUUCCAUCCGCCAAGGUGACGUGGUGGUUCAACGGCGUGCCUUACGAACCUCAGAAUGAGAACGACACCUAUGCCGCUUCCGCUCCAGCGCUUACCAGGUACUACUACAGGGAGCGCGGUCACACGAACAAAAGCAACACCCUGCACCUCCAGGGAGUAGAACAAUCGGACGAAGGAACGUUCACCUGCGUCGCGGAGAACAGCGCUGGCUCAGCGGAGGCCAACCUCUCGCUUCGAGUGCUGAUGCGCGAGCGAGGAACAAUCGAGCCACCGUUCGACCAGCCGAGCACAGGCUACGUGGCUGCGGUGGCGGCUGGAGCGCUGAUCGGUACGCUGUUCGCGCUUGGCUGCGUGAUCGGCAGCGUGCUAUUCUGCACGAAGCGUCGGCAGGACCGCAAACGGAGCGCGAAGUCGCUGGUGACGCAGGGCGGCAAGGGCAUAACGCCGGUGGUAAAGGAGAGCGCUACCUUACCGCGCAAGGAGCUGAGUUUCGAGCGGCAACAGCAGGUGCUGUACGGCGAGCGGGAGCUGAGUGGCAGGAGCGGAACGCUGGAACGGCGCGAGCCAGUGGAGGGGGCAUACCGAAGCCCUGCGGCAAAGUACCUCACGGAGCCUGACCUGAUAAACGAAGUGCCGGAGGCUACGGAGGGCUACGGCAUCUACCAGCAGCAACGGAGCGAGCGCCAAAUGCUCGAGUACGACCCUCGGUACUGCCUGCAACCCGAGCUGCCGCAGAUCGGGUACCUCGGCACCGACGGAUACCCCGUCGACUUUGGCCUGCCGAAGAUAUCCUUCGCCAGCACACUCCCUCGACGCCUCCAUCCCCCCCAGGGAACCGCCGCCGCUCCCCAAGCGCGCUACUCGAGGGAAGCCGAGUUCCUCGCCAGGUCGACGCCCUACGACGCCGUCAUCCCGAGGAGCGACGCACGCUACACUGCCGAGGGCUAUCCCUACCCACCUCACCCGCCACUCAAACAGCUGCAGAUCCCUGCCUCACCGACCACGCCAGCUGUCCUCCCGGAUGUUCCGUUCAUACCCUCGCCACCGGCCGCGUAUCGCGGAGAACCUACGCCUAUGUCGCCGCGGUCGCUUCUGGGCAAGACCGCCAGGGAAGCCGCUGCAGCUGUUGCCGCCAGGGCAGAGGGCGCUCAUCGCGCACCUGAACACUCGGAAAGCCCCGACGAGGGAUACGUCGGGGAAACUGUGGACGUCUGAAACGACGAGGGAACGACGGAACGGAACGGAAACGAAACGGAGCUGAUUGCGAAGCGUUGAGCGGAUCGCGACACUCUGCAAUAAAUGAUAAUCGUUCGUGUAGACGUGUCAUGUUCGACGAGUACGAUGUGAAUAAUAUCAUCGAUAAUCAACUUUAUAUAUAUAUAUAUAUAUAUAAUAUAAUUGAAUUUGAAGAAAUAAAUGAAAAAGGGGAUCUCUCUAGUGUAUUUUGCAGAAAAACCCCGUGUUAACAAAAACGCGCACCCAUGAAUAGUGUAUAUUGCAAUGAAAACGUAAUUUAUAAACUGUCUAGGUAUAAAUACAUGUAAACAUAUGAGACAAAAGAUCUGGAUUUAUGGAAUUGGACGUUCAGUGCUCAAUAUAUUGUAUAAUAAUUAUCAUUUAAAACAUCAGUGCAUUUUGAGGGAUGAACAAUUAUCAGUCGUCCGUGUGAGUGUUUUCUUUUUUCUUUUUUUUUUUCUCAAUCACUGAGACACAAAUUUAUUCCUCGGUUAAAUAGCAAUCUUUUUUUUACACCGUAUUCGUGUUAAAAUAAAAAAAUGUUAAUCCCAACUGACGAUGAGUGAUGAAUAUUAUGCUCAAGACAAUUAGUGCGUUAGUAAUCUUAUAUUAUAGGAAAUCACUUCGAUGAGUGUAUCUAUACAAAAAUUAAUGACUCAGUUCCGAGUCGUGUUAAUAAUAUACCUGUAUAUCAAGAUAGAAAAAUUCUCAUAGUGAAAAUGUGUAAGAUCACCGGUGAUUUAACGCAGGUACCAUUCCGGUAAAAUGGAACCUCCGAGGUGAAAACUCAAAGAAGCUCAGUGCGUGAGAGAGUGAUAAUGUGAUCACGAAAAUUAUGAUAUAUCCACGCAAUGUUUUUUUUUUUUUUGUUUUCAUUUUCUUUGAAUUCAAAUACCCGAAGCAAUAGACACAAUUUCGGCCAUGAUGGCAUUAUAAUAUGCGUCGUACGUCGAUUGUAAGAGAGAGUGCAUGAAACGAUUAUAGUGUAAUAGAUUUUUCACGACAUUUGCACGAUCAGCCAAUGAACAAUAAUAAUUGAACUGAUUGAUUUUAAUCGAGUGAGAAUCCGGAGAACGUAAUUUGUGUAACAGGAAAGUGAAUAUUGUAUGUUUUCGGCAUUGAACAGGAAACUGAGACAUUGUGUAAAAUCACAACUUUACUCGUGGAACGUGCUUCUCAGGUCUGUUUCACGGUUGAUCAGUUUCUCUUCCUUGUAAGGAAGCCUCGCCUCUGUUGAACGUUACGUUACACUUUGGAGGAAAGUGAAACUGCACGACGACUUCCUGAUGGGAAUAAGUUUCGUCGAGAGUUACGGGCCUUGGACAAGGCGUAACUUUUUAUUGGAUACGCUAACGGAACGGGUGCGAAAGCUAGUGUACAAAUCUGUAUCAUCGAAAAAUGUUCGGCCAGUAAUAAGAAGAAAAGUAAACUGGAGGAAAGAAUGAGGGGGAUGAACAAGUGCAGCGAACUAAAACCUAAAAAUUAACAAAGUAAAAAAGAUGAAAUUUUGAUACAUGUAUCUAGAGACGAACGCCUAUCCAAAGAAAGUGUUUUUUACCCUUAUUAUUACCCAGCCUAGUGAAUUGUAAAAAUGAUACGUGAAAAAGCAGAGAAUAAAAAAACUCUAGCCAUAAUAUAAUAAUAUAUCCUGUAUAGCUGUGCGCAGACGAGAAAUCUAUUGGAAAACCUCUUUAGGUCGUAUAUAUUAUAAAUAAUAUAAAUACAUAAAUAUAUUAUGUUAUAUACACACAUAGGAUCAUUUGUAGACUUGACUCAAUGGUAAGUUUUGACCGUGUUCUACAGGGUAUAAUAGGCACCGAAAAAUAAGAGUUUUAUUAAUGUGUGUAGGUGUGUAUGAUUAGUCAUCGGGGAUAAGGAGAAAAGGAAAUUGAAUAAUAUACGAGAGUGGGGCAAAGUCGGUUUACUUAUCUAACACGAUUUUGUUCGACGCCCUUGGGAUGUUUGCACGAUUCGAACCAACUUUCGAAGAAAUUAUGGUUAUGUGCGGUUAGCUGCAUGCUGCACACGUACCACUUGAUAUAUAUGUAGCUAUGUAAUAAUAAUUCAUAACAUAGAGUUUCUUUCCGACACGAUUCGCUGCUAAAAAAAAAAGAAGAAGAAAAUAAAAACAAACAACAACAAUAAGCGAAAAUUUUAGGAAAGACGAAGAGGUAUAAAUAAUGUUGAGCCAGAGUUAUA
Molecule: messenger RNA, 5056 nt
Organism: Neodiprion virginianus
Lineage: Eukaryota; Metazoa; Arthropoda; Insecta; Hymenoptera; Diprionidae
Product: leucine-rich repeat-containing protein 24-like
Exons: 6
Coding region: 731-2836 (701 amino acids)
Molecular function (GO): protein binding
Source: RefSeq, a predicted model, not a curated record